Molecule: messenger RNA, 1023 nt
Organism: Sphenostylis stenocarpa
Lineage: Eukaryota; Viridiplantae; Streptophyta; Magnoliopsida; Fabales; Fabaceae
Source: the annotation of a GenBank genome assembly
AUGGCUUCUUCAAUCAUAGCCUGCAACUUCCACUGUAAUUACCAUCCUUCAAUACCCCUUCCAACCUCAGCCACCCCUUUUUCCUUAUCUUUCUCACACCCUCUACUUUGCGCCUACAAUGGCCUUUCUCUUCACUCUUCAACCUCCACUUUCAGAGUUUUUGCCAAGUUUGAGAAGUUCCCAACCCAAUCCCCGGAGCCCGAUCCACAAUCCACAUUAGAAGAAAAUACCGAAACUUCUGUUAAGGAUGAUGAGGAAGAUGACAGUUGCUUGCCUUCAGACUUGGAUGGGGCAGUGAGGCAAUCUAGUGAGGCCACGGCCAUAUUUGUAUCUUCAGGAGGGAUGAGAGCCACAGUUGAACUUUUAAUCCCCCAAUUGCAAUUUUUAGAUGACGAAGGUGCGCAGGUUGAACUCUGGGAAUUGUCAAGAAUUUUUUUGGAUACACUCAUUGAAAAAACAAAAUCCCAGAGGGUUAAAGCCAUAUUUCCAGAUGCUGGUGCGGCAGCCCUUCUGAAGUAUAGGUGGAAAGAUGCUAUAUUUAGAUUUGCAAGCUUGAGUGACCGGAAGCCCGUGGAAGGUGAUGAUGAGAUUGUGGUUAUGAUUGUUCCAGAUUAUCAGAUGUUAGAAUAUGUAGAGAGAAUUGCAUCCAAUCUCUCAAAUGAUCCACCUAGACCGCUCAUCAUGUGGAAUCCUCGCCUGAUCAGUGAGGACGUCGGAGUUGGGUUUAAUGUCCGGAAAUUAAGGCGCUUCUUUCUAAGCACUUUUACAACUGUCUAUUUCAUGCGACCUAUGCCAUUUGGAGCAAUCUUCAGGUGUUAUCCAGGACAGUGGAAAGUGUUCAGUGAUGACAAGGAUAGGCCGAAUAGAUAUUUGCUUGCCAAGGAAUUCGAGAGCCGUCCUGAUGCUGACGACAUUGAGAUUCUAUUUGCUGAUGAAGAACAGAAGUCAGAGCAAGGGCAAGGUUUUCUAGACAAAGCGGCAGGCAUAUUCUCUUCAAUUAGCCGGAUGAUUAAGUCUAUAUGA